AUGGCUUCACUCGUUGAAAUCGACUCGCUAGAGGUCUUGGUCAUUGUCGAUAAUGAGGUUGAUCCCAUAUCCUCGUACCGGCACCCGGAUGUAAAGGUCUCCGGGCAGUUGGCUGAGGUCGCGGCGAGAGCUCCACUACAGGACGGAACUAGGGGUGCCUCGAAAUUUGAGAUUCGCCUCGACAAUGUCUGCUGCGGUGCGCAUGGCUUAUCGCUAAUGAUUACGGCUGUCAGAGAGAGAAAGCGGCAUACGGUCCUUUUCGACACUGCUCCUGAAGAACAAAUCUGGGAACUGAAUGUGAAGCGCUUGAGAGCAAAACUCAGCUCAGUUGAAUGGAUUCAGUUAUCCCACUGGCACCGUGACCAUUCGGGGGGCAUGUUAAAAGCGAUAUCAAUGAUCAACGAGGCAAAAGGGAAUACAGGUAUUCCAGUUGACCUUCAUCCAAAUCGGCCGACAUAUCGAGGCUUCCUAGGCCCGACUGGUCCGAUCUCACUCGAGAAGGAUCCCACUUUUGAAGAGAUCGAAGCUGCCGGGGCCAGAAUUGUGAAGAAUGACCAACCGCACGCGAUCCUCGAAGACAUGUUUCUUAUCUCCGGAGAAAUUCCCCGGGUUACUCCUUAUGAGAAAGGCUUCCAGCGAGGGUUGAGAUUCAACCCGGAGACCGGCAGCUGGGAGACCGAUGAGUUAAUUCUGGAUGAAAGGUUCCUGAUGUGUAAUGUGAAAGGGAAGGGGAUCGUGGUUUUCACUGGGUGUAGCCACGCAGGAGUUGUAAAUGUUGUCAAGAAUGCUUUGCAGCUGGCUGGAGGGACGCUUCCAUUAUUUGCAGUCAUUGGCGGUUACCAUCUUGUCGGACCAAAUGAGGCAUUCAUUAAGGACACCGUUGCAGAGUUGAAAGAGUUGAAUCCUCGCAUCCUGAUCCCAGGACACUGCUCUGGGUGGAGAGCCAAGUACGAAAUAGAAAAGGCGAUGCCCGGAAGGCUAGCCCCUUCCACGGUUGGCACGCAAUUCGUGCUAUAA
Molecule: messenger RNA, 1017 nt
Organism: Cladophialophora psammophila CBS 110553
Lineage: Eukaryota; Fungi; Ascomycota; Eurotiomycetes; Chaetothyriales; Herpotrichiellaceae
Exons: 3
Coding region: 1-1017 (338 amino acids)
Molecular function (GO): transferase activity
Source: RefSeq, a predicted model, not a curated record